Filobasidium floriforme is the source of this 3386-nucleotide messenger RNA. RefSeq names its product Dolichyl-phosphate-mannose-protein mannosyltransferase-domain-containing protein. NCBI's taxonomy places the organism in Eukaryota, Fungi, Basidiomycota, Tremellomycetes, Filobasidiales, Filobasidiaceae. The record is from RefSeq and is a predicted model, not a curated record. Gene Ontology annotation, cellular component: endoplasmic reticulum; membrane. Gene Ontology annotation, molecular function: dolichyl-phosphate-mannose-protein mannosyltransferase activity. Bases 163 to 2991 code for a protein of 942 amino acids. Gene Ontology annotation, biological process: protein O-linked glycosylation via mannose. The transcript is spliced from 12 exons.
CGAUGCCCGUCAUUCGUGCAUCUACCACAUCGCAAAGCAACCCUAAUCUAAAUCGCUGAGUCAUUCGCCAGGAGUCGUCGGCACAGAGCACAUCGUUGCCAGUCUCGAAGUCCCGUCUUUCGAGCUCGGUCAAUCCGAGUCUCGAGCUUAGCAGCAAACAUCAUGGCGAUGAACAAGGGGACUACUGGAUAUGACCCUUCGCAGAUGGGGCAGAUGGGAAGGAAAGAAGUAUACGACCGGCCCCUCACAAACAGUUUCGAGAAAGGAAUCAGUCGGCCCCUCUCCGACGCCGACGCCCGCCUCCAGAGACAUCCCAUCAACUCCGGUAUGGCUUUGUCGAGCCGUGAUACUGCAUUAAGUAGAAAGGCGAGCUCGUUACAUCCCUCUACCUCCGAGCCACCCAUAAACCGGGGUGAAAAGAUUGCAAUCGGUUUCCUAGUCGUAGUCGCGGCAGUCGUGCGACUAUGGAAGAUCUGGUCUCCAACGAGCGUGGUCUUCGAUGAAGUACAUUUCGGGGGCUUCGCUUCCAAAUAUAUUAGACAAGUCUUCUUCAUGGACGUACAUCCUCCAUUGGCAAAGCUGCUCAUUACGCUGGCUGCAAAGAUCGGGGGGUUUGACGGGAACUUUGACUUUAAAGAUAUCGGCAAGGACUAUAAGGAGCCUGGAAUCGACGUUCCAUACGUUACCAUGCGGAUGCUGCCAGGCAUUCUAGGCAUUGCUAUAAUACCGCUUGCCUAUCUGACCUUGCGGUCACUCGGAACACGCAAGACAACAGCAACAUUAGGCGCUGCCCUAGUCAUCUUCGAGAACGGUCUCGUCACUCAGUCCCGCUUGAUCCUCCUCGAUUCGCCACUCGUAUUCUUCACUGCUCUGACAGCAUUUUUCUGGGUGCGGUUCUCCAAUGUGGACUUUUCGGGCGUUCCUUUUGGCAAAAGUUGGUGGUCGUACCUCUUGAUGACGGGUCUCUCGUUAGGGGCCGUGGUCUCUUGCAAAUGGGUCGGCCUUUUCACUAUCGCUACAGUGGGACUGUGUGUUCUGCGACAACUUUGGCUCCUGUUGGGCAAUCUCAAGGUUACCCCCCGGAUGUGGAUGCGCCACUUUGCCGCGAGAGCCUUAUGCCUCAUUGUGGUACCCUCACUGUUCUAUAUGGCGAUGUUCCAGAUCCACUUUUGGAUCCUGAACCGAAGCGGGGACGGAGAUGGCUUCAUGAGCUCGGAGUUUCAGCAUACGCUUAUCGGACACGGCAUGGAAGACACGUACGCGGAUGUCUCGCUCGGCUCGGUUAUUAGCAUUCGGCAUGUUGCGACUCAGGGAGGAUACCUGCAUUCACAUCCCCACGCUUAUCCCGGAGGCAGUAAUCAGCAACAAAUCACAUUGUAUCCUCAUCGUGAUGACAACAAUCUGUGGCGCGUCGUCAAUGCCUCGUCUGAUGCCGAAUCUGGUUCGAGCGAUUGGAAAUCGUCUCCUCUUCACCAUGUCGAAAAUGGCUUGAAAAUACGGCUGGAACAUACGACGACUGAAAAGAGGCUACAUUCCCAUGAUGUGAGACCUCCUGUAAGCGAGGUUGACUUCCAGAACGAAGUAUCAGGCUACGGCUUUCCUGGGUUCAUGGGCGACGCCAACGACGACUUUAUCGUCGAAAUAGCUCCUCGAACCCGGGGAGGAAAGGAUAAACAUUUGGCGAGGAAGAGGCUCAGGACCCUUCGGAGUCAUUUCCGCUUGCGUCACGCAAUGACUGGAUGUUACCUGUUUUCGCACAAGGUCAAAUUGCCUGAAUGGGGCUUUGAACAGCAAGAGGUGACUUGCAAUAAGAACCCAACAUGGGAUAAUUCGUUGUGGUACGUGGAGACCAACACCCAUGAAAAACUCGGGCCUGAAGAUGAGAAAGUGAAUUAUCAAAAGCCCGGCUUUAUGGACAAAUUUUUGGAACUCCAGGCGGUCAUGUGGCGAACAAACGCUGGCCUCACCGACAGACACGCUUAUGAUUCCAGACCCAACCAUUGGCCCUGGCUUAGAAGGGGAAUCAAUUUUUGGGUUAAGGAGCAUCGGCAAAUAUACCUCAUUGGGAACCCGGUCAUCUGGUGGUCGAGUAGCUUGGCGAUAACAGUAUACCUCCUUUUCCGCGGAUUCCUGAUCCUUCGUAAUCAACGUGGUUAUCGCGAUCUUCGGAAUCCUAUCUUGCGCACCUAUGACGAGACAUGUGGUUUCCUUGCACUGGCCUGGGCUCUACACUAUCUGCCAUUCUUUUUGAUGCAGCGGCAGUUGUUCUUGCACCAUUACUUUCCAGCGCUCUACUUCGCCAUCCUUUGCGUCUCGGCUACGUUCGAUAUAGUAACGAAGAACGUCAAGUACACCAAACGGAUCCAAGCCGCCCUCAUCUUCUUUCUCUUGGCACUAUACGCAUUCAACCACUUCAGUCCGUUAGCAUACGGCAGUGCAUGGACUAAACAGCAGUGCGAAGCCAGCAAAUAUCUUCGGACGUGGGACUUUUCGUGCGGCGACUUCUACGACCAUCUAGAAGAUUAUGGAGCGAAAACGGACGGUCUGGUCAACGGACCAAGCAGCAAGGCCGAGUCCACGGUUGUCUCUCAAGCGGUGGAGCCUGUCCCGAAUGUCUUCGAAGAGAUACGAGACAAGCAGGCAUCCGAGGAGAAGACGUCUGAGGCCGUGCUGGAGCAGGUACCAGCUCAGGCAGUCUAUACGUCGCACUUAGCGCAAGCGCUUCUGGAAACCCCGGAUACCGAGAUCGACCAAGAUACUCGCGCCCCAGUCGGUAAAGAUGCAGGAGCAGCGGAGCAUACGGGAGCCGAAGCGGCUGUGCGACGAGGAGGAUGGGAGGGAGGCGUCGAGGAUCAGGGUGGUUUGCGAGCGCAGCGGGAAGAGGCGACAACCCCGGCUCAAGUGCUCGAGGUUCCCACGAUGGACCUUGACGGUGACGAUGAAGAAAUGAUAGAUAAGGCUCUGGCGGAGGCUGAGGAGGCAGGGGUUUAGCUAGCAACCUGUAACUCAAACCGAACAUCCGCAAGUGGACCUAUUCGUCGCGAGGUUGGUGAAACAGGCUCUUCCUUCGUCAGCCUUGCAUGACCUGUAUAUGGCCAUUCCAGCCUAGAACUAGCGAUUCACGGGCAAGGUAUCAGGGCAUGAAUCAAAUAACGCAAGCGCGGCGGGGACAUGGUUUGAAGGCUUGUCGUGCGUCCGAAUGCGAUUUGCUGCCUUUCCUAUAAGAGGCCGUGCCAAGAAAACAGGCGAUUUAGCGCUUCGCUCGAGCUGUUAUAUAAUACUAAAGGUCUGGUAAACAGAUCAAUAUCAAUCAUACGCGAUUCCCAAAUACCAUCUGCUUGGCCGUAGAGUAAUUUUGGGGUUCAAUGGGAAGCUGUUCUGAUAGG